UUGCCCUUCGUUACACAAUAUCAAUGUUCAUUCAGAAUGACCCCUCCCUAUGUGCUAGUCAUAGUGACCUUUGUGUACCUCUACAUGUACCUGAGGGACGGGCCCAUGUGGCCGGACAAAAUUGCCGUCGCCGACAGCUGCCGACAGGACUGGUGGAAGCACCUCAAAUACAUCAAUAACUUCGUCGGCGUGGAAGGAGUGCCGGCUGAAAAACAGUGCAUGGCCUGGUCCUGGUACAUUGCGGUCACCAUGCAGUUCUACCUUACAUCACCUAUUAUACUCACCUUCAUGGCGUUCUCCUCCUCCAUGGGUGCUGUGGUGACGGCGGUGCUGGCGGUUGCGGGAAUGGUGGCUGCCGGUGUCAAAGAGAUGGAGCGCGGCGGUGAGAUACUCACGUACGUUGUACCGUGUGUUUGCUACACACUAGCAAAACCGACUGGGUUCACUAUAUUGAAGUAUCACUAUAAUAGCAUAAUCGGUCAGUCCCGGAAUAGUACAAUUAUUAUGAUUAUAAAAGAAUGUCGGUAUUAUAUAGAUCAUGUACAAAUAUAAUGUGCAACUCGUGUCAAUCAGGAGCACAACGCCGUUCCAUUCAAUUACUCACAUAAUCGGCUAUUGUUUUAUACAUAUGUACUAGAAUUAUUUAUAUAAAUACGAACAUCAACCACGAACAUCAUUUCACAAUAUAAAUGUAACUUUCAAAGGAAUUAAUCAAUCACAUCGCACUUACCAAUAAGUUCAAGACAAUAACACUAAUGUUAACGCGAAACACAUCGUCUGAAACAGUUUUCGUUCCAUAACACGUCUCUGCAUUAUCUGGUACUAUUCGGUUUUUACUUCAAAACUACUAACUGAAAGUUUCCCAUCCGUCCACUGUCAAUCAUGUGCCUGAUCCCACGUGCAAGAGCCGGCUGGACGGGGGCGCCUACUGGAACCACGUGUUUACGAAGCCCUGGUGCCGGGUGGCGCCCUACUGUGUGGGACUGCUACUGGGGCUCAUAAUGCUGCGCGCCGGCUCCAGGCGACCC
This is a messenger RNA of Dreissena polymorpha, 1028 nucleotides long. Its product is annotated as nose resistant to fluoxetine protein 6-like. Lineage: Eukaryota; Metazoa; Mollusca; Bivalvia; Myida; Dreissenidae. The record is from RefSeq and is a predicted model, not a curated record. Bases 37 to 552 code for a protein of 171 amino acids. The transcript has 3 exons.